CCUCCAAGCUUCAACGGUGGUGCAGAAGAAGAAAAAGGAAACAUCAGGUAUACACAUAACACGGUCUCUACCCCCAUCAACACAAACACGCAUACACACAGUACACAUCCACGUACAGCACAAAAAAAAAAAAAAAAAGAGUCAUGGACCCCUCAUCGCCGGCAAAGAGACGCGCCCUCGCGCCCCUGGACGCGAACGUGAACGCGAUAUCGUCGCCCACGAAGCUGCACAAACACUCCAAGCUGGGCGCGGCGCCUCAAUCACCGCGUAAGAGCAGCAGCCCAGUCAAGUCUCUCAAUCUCAAGAGGUCCUUUGCCGCCGCUACCGUCGACAUCUUUGACGAGAACGCACUCGUUCCUAAGAAGAAGCAGUGCCAGGAGCCCGCCUCUGCUCUUGCUGCUUCUUCUGAUGCUGCUACUACUACUACUAAUACUAUUGCUGCGCCCGUAGCUGUAGCUGCACCUGCGCGAGAAGUUGCAUUGGCACCUGAAGCUACUUCACCAAUUACUGCCAUUCCAUCUACAUCCGUGGCCGCACCGACUCCCGCGCCGGCGCCCGCACAGACGGAGAUGGAGAUGGACGUUGAUCCCGAUGCCACGGAGACUCAGAGCGAACAAUCAGAAGAGCAGAACCAGCACAGCGAACAACCACAACAACCAGAACUCGAGGUGGUGCAGGGCGAGCACGAACUGCCAGAACAGCAGCGGGAAGAGUCGCAGCACGAGACACCGCGAACCCGCUCCGCGUCCCCUGCCGACACGUCGGCCGUGUUCGACACUUCGGCCAUGGACACGUCCCAAAACACCACCAUCCUCACCGAGCCCGACGCAGAGCAGCAGGCUAGGACCGUACCGCCGCCGAGGCCGAGAAGGUUAUUGACCCGCGAGGAGGCGCGUCAGAAAGCUCGGAUCCUUCGACUGAAACUCGGACUCGCGAAUUACAAGCUCCAGACGGGGCAGGAGAACGUACCGCUUGAUAAGUUGGAGGUGAAGCCGCGACCGGGGCAGCAGCAACAGGAGACGAAGGUGCAAGCGCAGACGCAGACAACGGAGACGGCCCUGCCGAGGGUCAUGGUGCAGCCGCCGUCAAGCCGCGAUGGUCCUCCCGAGAAGGAGAGAACCGAGGAGGAGGUCGUCGAGGAGACUGAGACGGACGAACCCGAGCAAUCGCAGGAGUCCGCCGAGGCCGAAGCGGCGACGACCCAGGCACAGGCACAGGUACAGGUAGAGAAGGAACCUCGAAGCGUGGCCGGCGUGCUGCCGCGUCUGGACAUGGAUAACCUCAAAGCUGGCAACGACGAAGACGAACCGACGAGUGCUGUUUCGGGUGGUAUCGUGAGCAGUCUGCUCAGUUUGGCGAGGGGUUCGUCAUCCUCCGUUUCUACUUCGUCAUGACGCGCCGUUGGGGGUUGGAUGGAUAUAUCUUGGGUUUUUUUUGGGGGUUGGUGAAAAAAGGCGUUUUAUUUUGGGGAAACUUGCAUUGCAUCGUUUCGGUUCGACUCAUCG
Molecule: messenger RNA, 1505 nt
Organism: Colletotrichum acutatum
Lineage: Eukaryota; Fungi; Ascomycota; Sordariomycetes; Glomerellales; Glomerellaceae
Exons: 3
Coding region: 144-1394 (416 amino acids)
Source: RefSeq, a predicted model, not a curated record